This is a messenger RNA of Fusarium redolens, 895 nucleotides long. RefSeq names its product RTA1 like protein-domain-containing protein. Gene Ontology annotation, cellular component: plasma membrane; fungal-type vacuole. Lineage: Eukaryota; Fungi; Ascomycota; Sordariomycetes; Hypocreales; Nectriaceae. The coding region runs from base 17 to 895 and encodes 292 amino acids. The transcript is spliced from 3 exons. The record is from RefSeq and is a predicted model, not a curated record.
CACGCACCAACGCAACAUGUCAGCAGAUCAAGACCUACGCAAGGGCUGCCACUCUUUGGUAACGGGCAUUCAUACUUCAUAUGGCUACGCUCCAACCACUUCUGCAGGCAUUGUAUUUUGUAUACUGUUCCGUCUCUCCACCAUUUCACACAUAAUUCAGCUUGGCCGAUCCAAAGUUUGGUGGUGUAUCGUCUUUGUUGUUGGUGGUCUGGUCGAAAUCAUCGGCUGGGCGGGCCGUACAUGGUCCUCUCAAUGUCCUUACAACUCUACGGCAUUUCUCAUGCAGAUCUCGACACUCAUCAUUGCCCCUGUUUUCUUCACUGCUGGUGUCUACAUUAUUCUUGGUCGUUUGAUCCAGGUCUUCGGCCGCAACUGCUCCAUUCUUCGACCGAGUCUAUAUCUUUGGAUAUUCUGUACUUGCGACGUGAUUUCUUUGGUCGUCCAGGCAGUUGGCGGCGGUCUGGCCUCAUCGGAAGUGAACAAGAUCAACGGUAACACAGAUCCAGGCACCAACAUCAUGGUUGCGGGAAUAGUCUUCCAACUGGCUUCCAUGAGCGUCUUUGUUGCUCUUGCAAUUGACUUUUUAAUUCGAUCCACCAGGCAAGGCAUCUUAAAAUCCCGAAAGCAGUCCUCCAUCCCCAUACUAAGUUCCAUGACGUUGUCGUUGUUAUGCAUCUAUCUGAGGAGCAUAUACCGCACUAUAGAGCUUUCACAGGGCUGGACGGGAUACCUUAUUACGCAUGAACGGUACUUUAUCACACUUGAUGGCGCCAUGAUGGUAAUCGCCGUUGGGGUUUUCAACUUUAUCCACCCCGCUACCUUUUUGCCUCGAUCCCCAGCAGAGGAUAAUGGGGAGUGGCUGGACAUAACUCGGCGGCCUGGAUCGAGAAAAUAG